CUUCAAGCCCUAGAGCUCUUCCCCAGCACCGAAGCUUCCCAACCACUACUUUAUCCCUGCUUGGAUCCAUCGACUUUAUUUUUGACAUUUGAUACUUCUGCAUCUCUUAGCUGGAAUGUUGAGAAAAAUUCUACAAGACCUGCUUCAAAUUUGAACUUCCCGCUAAUUUACUGUCUUUACGCAUUGAUUUUCAUUGUAAUCUAACUAAUUUUGCAUAAAUCCAGUCCAUUUUGGUGAAUGUUAUGCGAAAAUUGACAUUUUUUAUAGCUCCUGAGGCUUCUGGAGCAGUUGCCUCUCUGUGAGUUCUUCGUCGCUACCAGGGCGGAUGUUUAGAAGCAACAAUGUCACUUCCAGGAUUUUUGAGCGCCAGAUUUCCACUCCUGCUCCGGGAACUAGUAUUCAUCGAGCCAGGCUAUUUUACGAAAACAUUGUUCCAAGUGAUACCGUGUUUGAUGUUGAGUGCCCGGACCACUCUUUUUGCAAGUUCACUGAGGAUGGUCUGUAUCUCAUCACCUUCAGCAGAGAUCUCAAAGAUCUGAUCGUUUAUAGGCCAAAAUGGUUGUCAUUUUCAUGUAGUCAAGUAGACUGUGAUGCCCACGAGCUUCCGGAGAAAACCAAAAAGUUUGAGAGCUUCUUUACCCAGCAAUACAGUGUUUCACUUGCUUCUAGUGGUGAGGUUGUAUGCAAAGAGUUUUUCCUCUAUCUAGCGAAUAACCGAUUUGGCCUCUUUGCAACUUCAACUGUCACUUCUCAAGUUCAAGAUGCACCCACUAUUGGCGGAGCCCUCUACGGGAUCCCUUCAUUCGAAAAAAUCACUUUUCACCUUUUGAGACUGGACGAUGGAGCUAUACUUGAUGAGAGGGUUUUCUCCCACGAUUGUAUUAAUCUUGCACAUAGCAUGGGUGUUCACAUGUAUGAUAAUUUGCUGGCUGUAUUGUCCCUCCGCUAUCAAAGAAUACACAUCCUUCAGGUAAGAGAUUCUGGAGACCUGGUAGAUGUUAGAUGCAUUGGAGAAUUUUGCCAUGAAGACGAUGAACUGUUUCUCAAUUCCUCCCAGGUUAUUGUGAAUCAUAGUGGAGGGGGCUUUAAUCACCGCGAGCCUAUCCCAGAAACUUCUUUCAUGGGCGUCCUUAAACAAAGGUUGCUAUCUUUCAUAUUUAGAGGGAUUUGGAAUGAAGAAUCAGAUCCAACCAUGAGAAUGCAGAGCCUUAAGAAGAAGUUCUACCUCCAUUUUCAAGAUUAUGUUGAUUUAAUAAUUUGGAAGGUGCAGUUUUUGGACAGAUAUCACUUACUAAUCAAGUUUGGCAGUGUCGAUGUUGGGAUUUCCCGAAAUGCUGAUAACCAUCCUGCGUUUUUUGCUGUUUAUAACAUGGAGACUACUGAAAUAGUUGCAUUUUAUCAGAAUUCAGCUGAGGAGCUCUAUUUAUUGUUCGAGCUCUUCUGCGACCACUUUCAUGCAUCGUCCAGAAGUUCAUUGCAUACCAACUUCAUAUCUAGCCAUUCAAACAAUGUGCAUGCCCUCGAGCAACUACAGUGCAGCAAAAGCAAAGCCAGUAGCUUUUCUCAGUUUGUCAAGAAGGUUCUGUCAACAUUGCCUUGUAGUUGUCAAUCUCAGAGUCCUUCACCAUACUUUGAUCAAUCUCUCUUCAGAUAUGAUGAAAAGCUUAUCUCAGCGUCUGAUCGACAUAGACAAUCCAUUGACCAUCCCAUCAAAUUCAUUUCAAGAAGGCAAGCGAAUAUUCUCAAAUUCAAAAUUAAAACAGGACCUGAAUCUGGGAAUGCCGAUGGAAGGUCAAAGAAGAUAUCUUCGUUUCUCUUCCAUCCAAUUUUCCCCCUCGCGGUUUCGAUUCAACACACAUUGUAUUUUCAGCCAGCAGUUGUAAAUAUCCAUUUUCGCCAGCCAUGAUUGCAUUUUGGCCAGUGUGUAUACAUAAAUGGCAGCAUUUCUCUUUGCUGAGACCUCAUUCCAAUGGCUCAAACCAUGUCCGAUUUGAAUGAAGGUCGCCGGGGCGUGCAAAGGCGCAGGAAGUUGACAAGUGUUCCUAUUCAUGAUACUAGUAAGUGCAAUUUGUGGCUUUUAACUUCUAAGUGUAAAAUAACCUGCAAAGCAUGCAAAUACAUUAUUUGGAAAAAAAACUUUAGUUUGGGAAUUUGGAGGAAGAAAUUAAAUAUAGGAACUAUAUGCGG
Molecule: messenger RNA, 2187 nt
Organism: Cuscuta campestris
Lineage: Eukaryota; Viridiplantae; Streptophyta; Magnoliopsida; Solanales; Convolvulaceae
Source: the annotation of a GenBank genome assembly